This is a messenger RNA of Arxiozyma heterogenica, 1926 nucleotides long. It is a transcript of the gene RFA1, whose product is annotated as replication factor A subunit protein RFA1. Gene Ontology annotation, biological process: DNA replication; telomere maintenance via telomerase; nucleotide-excision repair. The transcript has a single exon. Gene Ontology annotation, molecular function: single-stranded telomeric DNA binding; damaged DNA binding. Gene Ontology annotation, cellular component: nucleus; DNA replication factor A complex. The coding region runs from base 1 to 1926 and encodes 641 amino acids. Lineage: Eukaryota; Fungi; Ascomycota; Saccharomycetes; Saccharomycetales; Saccharomycetaceae. The record is from RefSeq and is a predicted model, not a curated record.
AUGAGUGCUUCUGAUGUUAAUCCUGGAGAUAUUUUAAGACUUUUCACUGAUCAAGAAAAAUAUAUGCAGGCUGCUAAAGGUGUUUACCAAGUCCUUAACACUAGAAAGUUUGAUCCAAAUACAAAAAGUAGGAAAAAUAUCAUUAUCUUAACUGACGGAAAAUAUCAUGUUAAAGCGUUGUUAAGAAACACUGCUGCUGACAAGUUCCAGACUAGUGAUUUACAGAAAGGUGACAUUAUACAGGUACUUGAUGGUGAACCCCAUGUUAUUUUGGAGAAAAAAAAAUUUGUCUUUUUAGUUGAUGAUUUUACGGUGUUACAACGUAAUGCUAAAUUUAGUGAGGAAGAGAGUAUCUUUUUAGAUAAGUAUUUAUAUGAUCAGAUGGACAGAUUGAUACCUGAAUUGAAAGGUGGUAACACAACCUCGAGUACUACUGUUCAACCUCCAGCAACCACAACCAGCGCCACCACAACACCUGCUACUUCUGGCAUUUCUAAUCAAGAUUUUCAAAGCAAUUUAGCUUCUUCUACAAUGAUGUCGAAUUCUAAUAUUGAUUCUACAAAUAGAUAUCAUGGUGGCACCAGCAAUACCAGUGGUUCUCAAAAGUCUAGACCUAUCUUUGCUAUUGAACAAUUAUCUCCAUAUCAAAAUGUUUGGACCAUUAAAGCAAGAGUCUCUUAUAAAGGGGAUAUUAAGACUUGGCAUAACCAAAGAGGAGAAGGGAAACUGUUUAAUGUUAAUUUCCUAGAUACUUCGGGUGAAAUUAGAGCUACUGCCUUUAAUGAUAAUGCUGUCAAGUUUAAUGAAAUAUUGCAAGAGGGUAAAGUCUAUUAUGUGUCAAAGGCGAGAUUACAACCUGCUAAACCACAGUUUACCAAUUUGUCGCACCCUUAUGAAUUGGCUAUGGACAAAGAUACAAUUAUUGAAGAAUGUUCAGAUGAAACAAAUGUUCCAAGGACUCAUUUCGACUUUAUUAAAUUAAAUACUAUUGAAAAUCAAGAAGCUAAUUCUACUGUAGAUGUAUUGGGUAUCAUUCAAACAGUUAACCCACAUUUUGAAUUGACUUCUAAGACAGGUAAAAAAUUCGAUCGUCGUGAUAUUACUAUUGUUGAUGAUUCAAAUUAUUCAGUCUCUGUAGGUCUUUGGAAUCAAUUGGCACUUGAUUUUAAUUUGCCUGAAGGGUCAGUGGUCGCUAUUAAAGGGGUGCGUAUAUCUGAUUUUGGUGGCAAAUCCUUGACUAUGGGUUUCAAUAGUACUCUGAUUCCAAAUCCGGAGAUUCCAGAAGCUUAUGAAUUGAAGGGUUGGUAUGAUUCUAAAGGUCAUAGUUCUAAUUUCACAUCUUUAAAACAAGAAAUUGGUACUGCAAAUAGUGGUAAUGCAGCCAAGUUUAUCUCACAGAGAAUUACAAUAGCCAAAGCUUUUGCAGAUAAUUUAGGUAGAAGUGAAAAGGGUGAUUAUUUCAGUAUCAAAGCAGUGGUCAGUUUCUUAAAAGCUGAUAAUUUUGCUUAUCCUGCAUGUUCAAAUGAGAAUUGUAAUAAAAAAGUCGUUCAACAAACAGACGGUACAUGGAGAUGCGAAAGAUGUGAAGUUAAUCAUCCUGAACCUCAAUGGAGAUAUAUGUUAACCAUCUCUGUGAUGGAUGAAACAGGUCAAAUAUGGCUUUCCUUAUUCAACGAUCAAGCAGAACAAUUGCUGGGUAUUGAUGCAGGAAAAUUGACAGACUUGAAGGAAAACGAUCCAGACUCGUUUACUAGUAUUACGCAAAAUGUUCAAAUGGCAGAAUACGAUUUUAGAAUAAGAGCGAGAGAAGAUAACUAUAACGAUCAAAGUAGAAUUAGAUACACUGUGGCUAAUUUACAUAAAUUAAACUUUAAGGCUGAAGCUGAUUAUUUGGCUUCUGAAUUAUCCAAAACAUUAUUAAAUUGA